Molecule: messenger RNA, 3236 nt
Organism: Amphimedon queenslandica
Lineage: Eukaryota; Metazoa; Porifera; Demospongiae; Haplosclerida; Niphatidae
Exons: 7
Biological process (GO): lipoprotein metabolic process; lipid transport; proteolysis
Cellular component (GO): extracellular region; membrane
Molecular function (GO): cysteine-type endopeptidase activity; lipid binding; GTP binding
Source: RefSeq, a predicted model, not a curated record
UACUCAACACCAAAGAGCUCCACCAAUACUUGUAUGACCACUCCAACUUCAAAAUUAAGCAAGUUUCAGCCAGGCUUGGUCCAUCACCUAUGCAUUGCUGUUUACCUAGUUUAUUGCUCAGUUACCUCAGAAAAGGUCAAUUUCUGUCACUGUCCGGAGACUGCCUCACCUGUCCGUUAACUACCUCCACCACCCGGUAGCCUUUUAAAAAAUUCCUAAAAUCUCCAGGACAAGAAUUUCUGAAAAUCCUUCAUGAAUAGAAUCUGGUAGACGGUAGACCCAGUGCUUUCCAAAGGAUCGUGAGACCAGUGCAGUGAGACCCUUCCAAACGUUAGGUGUCCGUAAACUACCUCCGUUACUCUAUCUAUUUUCCGAGUCUGCGCCGCAGCUACUGGCUCACUGCAAGUGCAAGAUAGUGGCCAGCUUUUUCCACAAUGGCUGAACCGAGGUUAUUAAGUGAUCAAGAUGAUGAGGAAGAUAUUGAUCAUGAAAGAGCUACUGGCACUCGUGAAACAAUUUCUGAUGAUAUUACCGAUCUAUCAGAAUACAACGAAAGCAUGUCUACAAUGAAGCAUAUCUUGACGAGUGAAGGAACUUCAUCAGAUAUUCAUCUGCUUGUGGUGGGAAAAACCGGCCAGGGGAAGUCAACUUUUAUUAACAGCUUGAUAGAGUUAAAAAAAGAGAUUGCAAAAGAGGGAGCAGAGAUAGACAUGUGUACCGAAUCAUGUCACUCUUACAUUCAUCCUGAGCUGUUACCAGGUGUCAAAGUGAGGGUUAUAGACUCACCUGGUUUGCAGGAUAUGCAUGCUAAUGAACAGUCAUACAUCGAUAAAAUAAAGGCUCAUUGUCAGAAGGUUAGCCUCGUGCUGUACUGCAUGAAAAUGACUGAUCACAGGCUUGAUAGCGAUGAUACGUUAGCUCUGCAUAGACUGCAUCAAGCGUUUGGCUCUGAUUUUUUGAAGAGAGUUGUAAUUGUGCUCACUUUUGCUAACAAAGAAGACUGUGCACAGAGAGAUAGCCGAGACGAGGAAGAUGAUGAGCCUCCAUUCUCAGAUAUAGAAGGAUGGGCGAGGUUAUUAAGAAAGAGGUUUGUUAAUAGAGUGCAACUACGUGCAGCUGAUAUCAAUGCUUUCUUAAAGCAACGUCUACAGAUUAAUGAUUUGGUGGUUCAGGUUGUACCAGCUGGCUAUUAUAAGCCAACAUUUUCUGAUCGUUACCCAAUGAAGCUUCCUGAUAGAGAGAACUGGUUACAUGACUUGAUAAAAUUUGCUCAUUCACAAAUCAAGGAAAAACAUAAUUUUAGCUUGUGGAAUUUAAAUGAUAAGAUUCAUUUGGCUAUCAUUAUUGAUAAUCAUGGUCAAGUAAGGGAAGAAGAAGAUGGGACUAAGACAAUUAAUGAUGAUGCUCAGAAAAUCAAAGAAACUCUUAAUACCCUUGGGUUUUGUACCCUCUAUUUCAACUCACUCAGUUCUCAAACGAUCAACACUCUACUGGAAGCGCUUCAUCACAUUGAUCACUCUCAGUUGGCCACAUUUGCUCUCAUUUUCCUUUGUAAGGGCAAGACCAGACACCUUUACGAUUGCAACAGCGAAAUGAUUGAGGCUGGCAAAAUUUUUGGAUGCCUCCAAGAUGAUCAGUCUCCUUUUGCUCAAUUACCAAAAAUCUAUUACUUUCAUAUAGCCCAUGACCAGGAGCCCAAAGAGAAACUUGAGGUUUUGUCCGUUCCUUCUAAAAAUUCCAUUCUUCUCAUAACGUCAGUAAUCCAGAAGAAUAGCAGUGUGGUUCUAGACACUGUUAUGAAUAACUUGAAGGAGGGGGCCAGCAUACAAAAAUGCUUCAAAGAGAUUCAAAAAGAAUGUGACAGAAAUGAUAUGAAGGUUUCCUGCAUGUACAUUGAUAAAUUUACUGACAAGUUUGUUCUACCUACACCAUAUGAACCUUUCAAUUCAAGAGCAGAGAAAGAGUACUACAAGAAGCAGCUGGAGAUAUACCGCUCUAUGUGGCACCCAAUACGUUCCAAAACCAUCAGUGCCAUAUCAGAAAAUAAAGAUAAAGUAUUGUCCAUAGUUCGCAGUGAGAGGAUAGCUAGGAUAGCUACAUCAUCAGUCAGUUUAGUGCUAGGAGGUGGGAUGGUGGUCCUUGGUCUUGCUCUGAUUCCAUUCACACUUGGUGCAUCAGUAGCCCUGUCAGUUGCUGGUGGUGCGGUCGGGGCUGGUGCCGCACUAGGAGGGGUUGGAGCAUUUAUUGCUAGAAAUAUUUUAGAAAAUAAACAACUGAAAUCAGCUCAAGAGCACAUUCGCCUUGAUCAGCAGUUGAGUAUUAGUAUCAAUGAAAUUGCUGAGAAGUAUAGUAUUGCUAUGGUAAAGUGUACUCAGUCUGCUCUCAGCAGUGAAGGAAUGGUGGGAAGUUUUGCAGCUGGAGGAGCCCAGGGUAUUGCCAACCUGAGUAGGAUUGGUAUGGGCAUUGCGGUUGGAUUAGAGUCGGCUGCGGAGACUGGAGCUAUUGCUUUGCGUACUGGAGCACGUGUUGCUGGUGCAGCCCUAGCUGGGGUUUCAUUAGCAGUGACAGUACCUCUUGAUGUUGGAAUGAUUGUGUAUCAUAGUUUUAAUAUACACAAGUCUUUAAAAGAUAAGACUGGUAAAAGUGACCCUAGUCAAGUGGUACAAUGGCUCAUCAAGCAAAUUGAAGACAUGCUGAAAGGUACUUGCAUCACUAUUGAGUUACAAAAGCAUUCAAUAGAAGGAGGAAUUGAAUCCACAAUUGAAAGUACUGACUAUGGUUAUGAGUUGAUUGUACCAGCUCUCACUGAAGAGAAGUCAACCAUUAAUGUUCGCACUAUAUUCUGUGGUCCUUUUACUCUACCUGAUGGCUGCACUAUUGUUAGUGCUAUAUAUGAUAUUGCACUACCAGAGGAGCUACCUCCAGAUUUUUAUACCACCAUCAAGCUAGAGCAUUGUGUUGAUCUCAAAGAUGACAUCACUGCCAGCAAAAUGUGCUUUGCAACUGCUGCUGUUGAUUUAGAAAAGAAAGUCUUUGCAUUCAAUUGCAUUAAUGGAGGGAUUUUUCCUAUAGGAGAGACAUAUGCUUCGUUAGAGAUCAGUAAAAGCUGUCUUAUUUGUGUCUUGUACAAAGGAUCUAUGAGGGAUACAGCAGUGAAGUAUGCUGGUCAAUGUUCUUAUGUCAAAGAAUAUAAGAACUACUGGACUAUGAGUAUACUAUUCACUAAACAUCUGAAG